Molecule: messenger RNA, 1759 nt
Organism: Cucumis sativus (cucumber)
Lineage: Eukaryota; Viridiplantae; Streptophyta; Magnoliopsida; Cucurbitales; Cucurbitaceae
Product: RING-H2 finger protein ATL16
Exons: 1
Coding region: 329-997 (222 amino acids)
Source: RefSeq, a predicted model, not a curated record
UUCAAAAAGAAAAAGAAAUAUAAUUCAUUUACUUUUUGUUUUUAUUUUAGAGGAAAAAAGAGAAAAUAACAGUAAAAUGAGAAGACAGUGAGGAAGCUGAAAAAGUGCCGUUGAUCAAAUCCUAGUGAUGACGAACCUCAGUCGUUGAUCAUCUAUCCAUCCACCGGUUGAAGUCUUCUUCCGAUCUCGUAAAAUCUAUUCAAAAUUCGAAAUGCUAACGGUAACUUUAUGCUUCUACUUCUCUAUAAAUCAGACCCCCGCUUCUUUCUCCCUCCUUUAACAAUUUCAAUUCUGAUCUCAAUUUCACUUUCAACUCAAAUUCAUCACUAUGUCUUCCCCAACCACUUUCUCCUUCCGAUGCUCUAUUCGCUGCAACGCCAACGGCAGUGCUGCCACCAACGGUCAACCCUUGCAAUUCGUUGAACUCCGAUUGGGACAUUUCAGCCAACUGGUUCUUUCACCUUCUCACCAAAUCCUUCAACAAACUUCCCCCAUUCUAAUUUCUGAUACUCUGAUCCGUUUCCCUCUGCGGGAGCUUGAAGAUCCACCAUUCAUCUCCCACUCCUCCCUCUGUCGCUUUCUCUCUUCCUACAACAUCUCCGACGCCGUCUGUGACGCCAUCUUCCUCAAGAUCUCUUCAUUUGCCUUUCAAUUGGUUGCCGGUAACCUCAAUUCCAACUUCCACAUCAUAGCCGCUUUGGAUUUUGUGUACACGCACUGGGUGGACCUGGACCCAGCAGAAGAUGCAGCGGCGGUGAGGCAAGGGGCGCCGAGGUCGGCGAUUGAGAGGUUGAUGAAGGAGAAAUAUGAUGGGAACGGAGGGGAAGAGAUGGAAGAUGAGUGUAGUGUUUGUUAUGAAGAUCUCCAUGGGAAAACAGAGAAGGAAAAGGAAGUGAGCAGGAUCCCAUGCGGGCACAUGUUUCAUAAGUCAUGUAUUCUCAAAUGGCUUAAAAUCAGCAAUUCAUGUCCUUUGUGCAGAGGGGAAUUAGAAGCAUAGCACACUAAAUCAUCCCUUUUUCUUUUAAUCAUCUUGAUUAAUCGAACUCAACAUCUCUUUUGUUGUGGUUUGUGAUAAAAAAAAAAUUGUGAAUAUUUCUGUGUUUUGUUUUGGUUGAAUACAAACUGAAAAAUGAGUUAGUGAAUUAGAAUAAUAUAAUGAAGCUAAUUUUAGGUUCCAUACUCCACGACUUUGCUGAUCGAAAUUCGUUUGAUGAUUCUGAAUUUUUGUUGUUGUUUGAGUGUGUAUGUCCACGUCUUCAUUUGAUUCCAACAGUGUACAAAAUAAGAAAAUAAAUUACAAAUUGGAGGGGGAAAAUAACAUUGUUAUUUAAGGAAACAAUAUAUCAAUUAAUUUAGUUAGUAACACAUAACACAUAGGUUGAGAAGAAACUACCAUCUUCAUUGAACAUUCAUUAACUACAAGAAAGGUGAGAAAGGGUCAAACUCUGUAUGACUCCAACUUUGUGGAAGUAGACAGUACGUAAAUGGAAAAACAAGAAAACCCACGAGGACAUCCUUUGUUUAGUUUAUUUGGAAAAACAAUCUUUUUUAAUAGUAAAAAUAAGACGACCAAAACUAGGGGUCUAAACUCUAAAUCAAUAGGACAUAUAUUCAUGCUUAAUGUAGAUCAAACAUAAAACUAUCAAUGGAUAUGUUAAUAUAUUUGUCACUAUAUAUCCGCAUGUCACACGAUUCUAUAAUGUAAGAAAAAUGCACUCUCUUGACACCUAUAAUAGUAAAACAAAAAAAAAAAAAAAAA